Exophiala bonariae is the source of this 1251-nucleotide messenger RNA. RefSeq lists its product as uncharacterized. The transcript has 2 exons. Lineage: Eukaryota; Fungi; Ascomycota; Eurotiomycetes; Chaetothyriales; Herpotrichiellaceae. The coding region runs from base 1 to 1251 and encodes 416 amino acids. The record is from RefSeq and is a predicted model, not a curated record.
AUGUCAAAACGAGUGAAUAGUCUGGAGAAUAAUGUGCCUCCCCGUGUUUCCAUUCUUGGGGAUGCUCUCCAAGGGGGAUUCUUCCCAACAGGACCGAGUACAGAAAGUCACGCCGAUUCGAGUAAAUCUUGUGGUGGUAUCGAGUGGCUUCUUCUCACAGAUUUCGAGCACAAUAUGGCGAGCACAUGGAGUUUGGACGGCGUUACACUCAACUAUCAGGAGGCUUCCGAAAUUCUUGAGUUCCUCAGUGUCUGGCUCGGGAUUCCUCCUCAUUUGUCUGCAUCCGCUCAACUCACCACGAUUACAACUAUGUCACACGACGCAGACUGUCCUCGACCGUUUACGGCACAGGUCGAAAUUCAACGGCAAAUUGUGCACUACUCGACGGCUCUCGCUGGAGAUGUUGAUUCGUCAACUUCUUCAAGUCUGAUGAAUUUGUUCAGCAGUGAGCUUGACACACUUUAUGCUAUGUACAAGGAUAUUUGGUCAACUAAACUAGAGCUACAACUCCUUCGGGCAAAGCUGUAUCUCUAUUCUCAUUGUCUCAAUAUCGUAUGGAGAACUUCAUACGACAGGGCGCGAGUCUCGGAUGAGUCCACCCUGCACUCUGUCAAGAUGCUUCUACACCGGGGCUUCCUCUCAGCCAUUUCAUUAGUCCACAACAGCCAGAAGCUGAACACCACGCCAUCCGAUUCGGAACCAGCACCGUCAGGUGGUAUCCUGAUACACCACCCGAAAUUCUAUUUGCAGACUGUCAUGUUUGCUGUGAUUUUCCUCUUGAAAUUUCUAAGCAACAACUUGAACCAGAAAUUCUCUCAAAGAGACAGGGAGUUGGCGUACUCGCACAUCACCAUUGCUCAUCAGUUAUUCUCUGGAUACUCUCACUCACUCGAGUGUCUGAGAGUGGCGGGAGUAAUCGAACAACUCGUGGAGAAUUUGAAUGAGAACGAUAACCAAAAAUGUACGCCUGUCAAUAGCAAGCUAGGUGCUUCGCUAAUGUAUAGCACGUUAUCCUAUCUCUCAACCCCAGCAAAGGCUGAACAUUCUGCGAAUCACACAGAAAACAGCGGUGAAAUACUAGAAGUGGUCAAUUUCGCAGCAUCGGAUAAACCAUCAACUUCCACCCCUAUGAUAUGGGACUCGCAUGAUACGGCACAACCAUUUGAAACUACUGAUGCAGCAUUACCAGAUGAUCUAAGCGGUUUUCAGUGGAAUUCUGACGAGUUUGUCUUCGACAUUCGAGAGUUUUAA